Messenger RNA from Aspergillus caelatus, 582 nucleotides. RefSeq lists its product as uncharacterized. The record is from RefSeq and is a predicted model, not a curated record. The transcript has 2 exons. The coding region runs from base 42 to 548 and encodes 168 amino acids. Lineage: Eukaryota; Fungi; Ascomycota; Eurotiomycetes; Eurotiales; Aspergillaceae.
UCAGAUACUAUUUCGUCUCGUACUUAUGUGAAGUAAUAGAUAUGUGCACACAUCGUUCUCGAUUGCCAGGCAGGAGCGGAAGGGCAAAAAAGUGCACUCGGCUCUGGUCGAGUGAGGAGAUUGCUACCGCCGUGUACUUUUCCUCUAGAUAUAUUUGCUCCAUCUCUGUUUCUUAUAUGAUGCAUCGUCGGGGAUAUAGACGUACACCCUCGGCCAUCGAGAAAAAAGUUCAAAGAAUCAUUGACAAUGCACCUUCUCUUCGACCCUCUCAGUUGCAGUGGGAUGUUGAUGCUGUUGACCAUUGGCUUGAUGGCCUCCUGGAGGGACCUGAGGCAGUGCGUCGUCAUAUCAAGUUCUCAUCACAGGACGCUGAAAUUGUGGCUUUGCAUCAGUCGAUAGACGACACACUGGAUAAGUUCAAAUAUCUAGAGCAUCGCUGGCAUACCCUCAUGGGAAGUCACUUCUCAUUUACAUUUCACAAGGAAAAUUAUGAACCUAAAAAUUGGGCCGAAAUCUAUGACAGCGAGAGUUUGAAUGGACGGUGGUAAUAACUUGAAUUGGAUUAAUCUUGCGGUAUCUGGG